Messenger RNA from Spodoptera littoralis (African cotton leafworm), 552 nucleotides. Lineage: Eukaryota; Metazoa; Arthropoda; Insecta; Lepidoptera; Noctuidae. The record is from the annotation of a GenBank genome assembly.
AUGAAACCGGUCGCCAUGAGGAGCGCACGUGUCGUUGAAAUUAUUUUAUUUCUAACGCUAUGUUUGGGACUCCAAGCAAAAGUGUACAAGAGAUGCGAAUUGACUCGUGAACUUUUGAAGAAUAAUUUCUCAAGGACAUUUCUUAGCAAUUGGGUAUGCCUAAUAGAACAGGAGAGUGACAGAAACACAUCAGCUUUUGUAGUGAAGAGUUCUAGAAGAAAGUACUAUGGAUUGUUCCAAAUAGGAAGUGAAUGGUGUAAGGAAGGCAAGAAAGGUGGGAAGUGUGACAUUACUUGUGAAGCACUACUAGACGAAGACAUAAAAGACGAUGGCAUCUGCGCAGUGAAGGUGUUUGAGCAAGAAGGAUUCAAAUACUGGUCGAAAUGGGAAGCCAGGUGCAAGGGACAACUAUUGCCUGAUAUUGAAAAAUGUCCAGACUGGGUGCACCCACCCAACAGAGCGUCUCCACCUCGAGACAAAAGAACAGCAAGAGGCAAGAGAAGUAUCCGAAGAUUUAGCAGAAGAUCCAUAUUUCUGAGCCAACCUUUUUAG